CAAGAUCGUGGCGUACGCGUAACGGGACGGGUAGCGUCGUAGGUCUCAUUCAUUUCCUGUUGGUAUCUCAACGAGAGAGCAUGAAUCAGUCCUCGACUAUCGACGAUCGCUUCGGCAAUAUAUAUUUGGAAAAAAAUGAGCGAAUCAAUUGAAAACGGUACAUCGAAAUUUGAGCACGUGCUCAAGCGUCUUACUUCGGAAGAAAUCGAUAGAAUGAAAACGCAAGAUUCUCGUUUGGUGUCCGAAUUUCGUGCAGAUCAACUCGAAAAAAAUGCAAAGAAGCAUUGGGAUUUAUUUUACAAACGUAACGAUACUAGAUUCUUCAAAGAUAGACACUGGACCACGCGAGAGUUUGAUGAAUUGCUGGGUUUGGGUGGCAAAGAGAAUCAAAAUGUCCUCCUCGAAGUAGGCUGUGGUGUCGGGAAUUUUGUUUAUCCGUUGAUAGAGGAUAAAUUGAAGUUUCGGAAAAUAUUCGCAUGCGAUUUAUCUACAAGAGCAAUCGAAUUAUUUAAGAGUCACAUAUUGUUUGAUUCAGCUACAAUGAAAGCUUUUCAAACAGAUAUUACAUUAGAGAAUUGUUUUUCUGAAAUUGAUUGUCCAGUUGAUGUUACAACUCUCAUCUUUGUAUUGUCAGCUAUUCAUCCUGAUAAAUUUCACAAAGUUGCUCAAAAUAUAUACAAUGCUCUUGAUGUUGGAGGAAUAUUACUUUUUCGAGAUUACGGAUUAUAUGAUAUGGCACAAUUACGUUUCAAACCUGGACAUAAGAUUAGUGAGAAUCUCUAUAUGCGGCAAGAUGGAACCAGAAGUUAUUAUUUUUCUGCAGAACAAGUAGCAAAUUUAUUUCUAUCUGUUGGUUUUCAAAUAUUGAGUUGUGACUAUGUACAGAGACGUACAGUGAAUUUAAAGGAAAAAAUUGAUGUUCCAAGAAUUUUUGUGCAGGCAAAAUUCAAGAAAUCUUGAAUAUGUAAAAAUGAUAAUACAGUGAUUUGGUAACAAUAUAUUUAUGGCAAGCUGUAAGGAUGUUGGAAAUGGAAAUGAUGAAAAGUUUGCAAAGUUUUUAUAAAAAUGCUAUUACAUUUUUUUAUAAUAAUAUUAUUUGAUGAAAAAUCUGAAUUGCCAAGCAAAUGUGAAUUACGAGUUACAAAAGAAAGUUGAUAUAUCUCAAUCAACAUCUAAUAUAAAGAGACAUCUCAAAACUUCAAGUUAGAGUCAUGUCAAAAACCGUAAAAUUUACGACAUCUAAUGUAAAGAUAUUUCAAACAGCAAAUUGAAGCCAUAUCAAAUAUUGAGGAACUAUAAUUAUGUGUGUAUGUAGAUAAACAGUACAAUAUUCAUUUAACCAAAAUGAUAUGGUUUAUAAUGGAAUCUAAAAAUAAAUAUAGAAAUUAUCUAUACAUUAUCUAUAUACACAUUGUACAUGAUAUAUAUUUCGAAUUUUCCGUGUUGCUAUUAUUAAAUUUAUGCGUCACAUAGAAGUACUAGGGACGAUUGAAGCAUUCGGAGAAUAGAAAGAGAACGAGCGGAAGCUACAAGGCAACAAAAAAAUCAAUUUUGUGCAAUGCAAGUGAAUAAAUAGUUUACAUUGAUUCGAGAGCAUCCCUCUUUUUAUUACAAUUAUCUUUCAUAAAUAUUGUGGCUGUAUCGAAAUUUUUUAUCAUUUAAAAUCGAAGUAUUUUUGUCUUAAUCUUAUGAAUAAAAUAUUUAUAAAAAUAA
Molecule: messenger RNA, 1713 nt
Organism: Cataglyphis hispanica
Lineage: Eukaryota; Metazoa; Arthropoda; Insecta; Hymenoptera; Formicidae
Product: tRNA N(3)-methylcytidine methyltransferase METTL6
Exons: 11
Coding region: 136-960 (274 amino acids)
Source: RefSeq, a predicted model, not a curated record